CCUUGUUGCACUCCGAACCGAAAUGGCACCGAAGAAGGAGAAGGCAGCGGCUCCGUCGUCGAAGCCGGCGAAGUCAGGAGGAGGAAAGCAGAAGAAAAAGAAAUGGAGCAAGGGAAAGCAGAAGGAGAAGGUCAACAACAUGGUAUUGUUUGACCAAACAACCUACGACAAGCUUAUCUCCGAAGCUCCUAAGUACAAGCUCAUCACUCCAUCCAUCCUUUCCGACCGAUUGAGGAUUAAUGGAUCUUUGGCUCGUAGGGCAAUCAAAGACUUAAUGGCAAGAGGUGCAAUUAGGCUCAUAGCUGCUCAUGGUAGCCAACAAAUUUACACCAGAGCCACCAAUGCAUGAAUGAACGGCUUGAAGAUGCUUCUUUAUGAACAAUCUUCUGAGGACGUGUUUUGUUUUCAUCAUUGUUACAAGUUAUACUUUUCGCUAUUUAUUUUGUUAAAGAUAUUUAUGAAACUUUGUUUCUAAGUUAAUGGCAAUUUUGUAUUAAAAACUUGAUCGAUGCAGCAAUGCAGAGACAAGAAGAAAAGGUUAUGAUUGGCAUGGCAUGUUGGAUUUUUUAAUUAA
Gastrolobium bilobum is the source of this 574-nucleotide messenger RNA. RefSeq names its product small ribosomal subunit protein eS25w-like. Gene Ontology annotation, molecular function: structural constituent of ribosome. The record is from RefSeq and is a predicted model, not a curated record. The transcript is spliced from 3 exons. The coding region runs from base 23 to 349 and encodes 108 amino acids. Gene Ontology annotation, cellular component: cytosolic small ribosomal subunit. Lineage: Eukaryota; Viridiplantae; Streptophyta; Magnoliopsida; Fabales; Fabaceae.